Messenger RNA from Peromyscus leucopus (white-footed mouse), 398 nucleotides. RefSeq names its product cytochrome c oxidase subunit 7A1, mitochondrial. The record is from RefSeq and is a predicted model, not a curated record. Gene Ontology annotation, biological process: regulation of oxidative phosphorylation; mitochondrial electron transport, cytochrome c to oxygen; mitochondrial respirasome assembly. Bases 93 to 335 code for a protein of 80 amino acids. The transcript has 4 exons. Lineage: Eukaryota; Metazoa; Chordata; Mammalia; Rodentia; Cricetidae.
GCGGCAGGCCUGGCUUGGGAUUCCCUCAGGGGUAAAGUGUCGCACGUCCUUGGGCAGAAAGGGGAGGUGACUGGAGCGGCAGAGGACGCAAAAUGAGAGCCUUGCGGGUCUCCCAGGCUUUGAUUCGUCCUUUUAGCUCGUCUGCCCGGAGCCACUUAGAAAAUCGUGUGGCAGAGAAGCAGAAACUCUUCCAGGCCAACAACGACCUCCCAGUACACCUGAAGGGCGGGGGAAUGGACAGCGCCCUGUACAGACUGACCAUGGCCCUGACGCUGGGGGGCACUGCCUACAGCUUAUACUGCCUGGGCUGGGCCUCCUUCCCCCACAAGAAGUGACACCAAGAAUCUUGGAGGACUUGGACAAACAUCAAUAAACCUGCGGACCUCUUGAGAACUCCA